Molecule: messenger RNA, 3444 nt
Organism: Polistes dominula (European paper wasp)
Lineage: Eukaryota; Metazoa; Arthropoda; Insecta; Hymenoptera; Vespidae
Biological process (GO): regulation of transcription by RNA polymerase II
Cellular component (GO): nucleus
Molecular function (GO): protein binding; DNA-binding transcription factor activity, RNA polymerase II-specific
Source: RefSeq, a predicted model, not a curated record
GAAAGGAUGAUAGAACGUUGGCAAGGCGAGGCAGGUUGGCGAAGACGUUGGUAGGACAAACUUGAAAGAGGAGUAACGAAAAGAGAGAAAAGAAACGGCCCUGUUAACUGGAAUCGGUAGGGAGGCAAGGUGAAGCGGAUAAUCACGAAGAGAGAGAUGGGCAGAAGCAGGCAGAGACAGGUGCCCAUUCACGCACGUGUGUUCUCUUUUAAGCGGUACUGUAGAUGAUGCUGGAAAGACGAAGAAGACCACGAGGAGGACCGGCCGGCUUCCUUGUGUCGGCGAAGGAUACUUACAUUCACUCUACAAUCAUGCCACACUUGCGGCUCAACGAACAUAGUGGGGCAAAACUCCAACGGCGUAGUCUUCAUCAUCCGACUUUCUUAGAAAAUUUGAUACAAUUACUUUUCAUACUUGUUACGUAUAACUUUUAAUUCAUCUUCUCUUUUACAUCUUAUUAUGAGACUAAGUUCUUUUUAAAUAAUUUCAAGAUUAAUUUUUCAAAGAUCUUUAAUUGACAACGCGAUGUAUUAUGAUAUUGUAUUUAAUAAUAAGUUUCUUACCAUUUUAACAUAAGUUGUAUACAUGGAAUUAAUUUCGUAUCAACUACAACUCGGUGAACGAUAACAUUCCAACUAUCUACUACAUACGCAGAUAUUUCUUCUAACAAGUUCCUUAUAUCAGCGAUUUUUUUGUCUACAGUGUCAUCUUUCUACCCAUGUAUAACAUGUUGUACGGAAAAUAUGUAGGCGUUGAAGUCUCCACGAAUACCUGUUCAUGAUCAAAGUUACAUUGCAUUACGGUUGCGUUAGAACUUGGUAGAUAUAUAACUUUUUAAUCAUUUUGUUAAACGUUGUAUCUUUUUGUUAGAUAAAAAUGGUAUGCAUGUAAGAAUUCUAAGGAUUACCAAAAAGCUUACAAAAAUGAAGACAUUUGCGAAGACUAAUUCGCGACUACGCCGCUGAUCUGGACCAAAGGGGCCAGGACGAACGAUGGGUGGGAAAAGAAAUGGAGAAGGGGAAGGGCUACCCAUUCGGUAGCAAAUGCUGGUAAGCCGUCGCAAGGUCAAGAUCAGUUGGUUAAUCUCAGCCAGUCAACCAAGGGUCUUGCACCUAACAUAACGAACGACCUGAUUCUUCGCGCUUCUAACGUCAUCCGAGUUUCUACGAGUCUAACAUUUUAUUGUAGUUAAAACGAUUUAGUAUAGUGAUUCCAAAAUAGAUAAAUAUUAAAAAGAAUUAAAAUUAUUUCGAGUUACAGUGAAUAACAAAUUGAAUAAUAUUAAUUAAUUAUUUGAUGAUUUUACUCAAUAAACACAGAUUAUUUUAAAAAAUUGCUGAUUAUGUUGAUCCAUCAACGAUCUUGUAUAUAUGUAUAUGUAGAAUAAUCAAAAUACCAGCGUAAAUCUUACGAGUUAUCAUAAUUAAUCCAGUUAAAGUAAAAAGAAUUCGUCUGGUUGGAAGAUAUUUUCUAUUUUUCGUUUUCUAUAAAACAGGAAAUCACUCUUUGCGCGUGAAGAACUUCUUCGUGAAGUGUUUACGGUAGAAAUUAAAACAGUAGUGAAAUUCUUCAGUACAUAUUUAGUGGGUUUUCUGUUAUGGAAACUUGCGUACUGAUACCGAAAGAGUUCUCGUUAGUUCUUGCCAGUGAUCAGUCCGCAUGUAAAAAUGUUUAUAAAAAUGAUUCGGACUCGUUUGUUACAAAUCUACGAAUAUCGGUGUGGUCUAAUGUCUUCAUUCCAUUGGGCACACUUAUCUAUCCGUUUCAGGGAUCAAUUAGGUUCGAUAAAAUUGAUCUGUACUCUCUUCUCGAUGACAACGACAUCAGACGCGAGUACGGUUGCUAUGACGAAGUCUUUUCGAACUACAAUCUUAACAAGCGUCAGUGUAACUGGAUAAGGUUUCUUCAUAUCAUUCAAGCAGAUGACGAACAAGUUAAUCUUAUUGGAACGAAGGUAAAGGGUGAGCCGAUCUUUGAAGUUAUCAAAGAUGUUCAACCAGAUACUGAAUUAAUAGCUUGGUUUCCACCAGUAACAUAUCCAGAUUUUAUUUUUAUUUCUCACGAUAUGUGUAUGAGAUCUGCACUUUACAGAUGUUUGAUCGAUAGUAUCGUAGAUGAAUCACCUUUGGAUUUAUCCAUGGCAUUACUUUCUCAACACAUAUCACCAUCGAUACAGCACUCUUAUUAUGAACCUGAUGAAUAUGAAUCAACCUCCGAGGAAUCAUCAUCAUCUACAUUAUCAUUAGUUGGUGAUCAUCUUGAUUGUAGUAUUUUAACCACUAUAAAGAGAGGUGACAAAGUACUUUUGCCAUGCGAAGUAUGUGGUAAAUCUUUCGAUCGUCCAUCACUUUUGAAAAGGCACACUAGAACGCAUACUGGAGAGAAACCACAUGUUUGUAUGGUAUGCAGUAAAGGUUUCUCGACAUCAAGUUCUCUAAAUACACACAAGCGUAUUCAUAGCGGUGAAAAACCUCAUCAAUGUCUCGUAUGUGGCAAAAAAUUUACGGCAUCUUCGAAUCUUUAUUAUCAUAGGAUGACUCACAUCAAGGAGAAACCGCACAAAUGUUUGCAAUGCUCUAAAUCUUUCCCAACUCCUGGAGAUUUAAAGAGUCAUAUGUACGUUCAUAACGGAUUAUGGCCAUUUAGGUGUCAAAUUUGUAAUCGUGGAUUCAGUAAACCAACGAAUCUAAAGAAUCAUAUGUUAUUGCAUCUUGGAAGAUGUUCGAAUAAAAAAUUCAUUGAAUCGAUUCCAGACUUGUGACUUUUUAUGACAGUAUAUUAGUCACUAGUCGCAUAGUGAAAAGGUAAUGAAUAUUUUAUUAACGUAAUCUGCGCACUUAUAUUAUUUAUAUUAAUUAUAUUCGAUUUUCGGUGCAUAUAUAUUUCUCAAACAUUAUCAAAAAUAAAUAUAUUUUUAAAGAAAAACUAAACAAUGGAAGGCAAAUCGUUGAGCAAAUAACGUUUUAUUGUUCAAAAAGUUAGUGUUACAAACAACCUUGACGAGGUGCUUAAGUCAAUUUGUAUUCCAUUAUUUGCUAUUUAUUGUUACCUAGAAUAUCGCAUAAGAAUUUAGAAUUCGACUUUUGCUAACGAUAAAUAAUAUAAGUUAAUGUACUCAAUAACCAAUAAAUUUAAUAAGACAAAUGAAGGACAGUUUGUGCAAUCGAGACGGACAGUUUGUGCAAUCGAGACGAACACUUUGGUAGGCUUAAAGCCAAAUGCAAUUUUUACGUUGUUAUUAUCUAAGCGCAUUGAUUGUAAUUAAUUUGUUCUUAGAGUUUUUCUUCUUUUUUUUCUUGUUUUUUUUUUGUUACACAAUAUAUCGAUGCAAAGUAUAAAAUUAUACGAUAAUUUUAUCUUUUCUUUUGUAAUUAUUCUGUCGAACUGAACAGAUUUUGGAAAAUGUAUGUAUAUAGAUUGCACUCAUUUUUUUUUUUUUUUUUU